Messenger RNA from Erigeron canadensis, 1105 nucleotides. RefSeq lists its product as uncharacterized. Bases 76 to 804 code for a protein of 242 amino acids. The record is from RefSeq and is a predicted model, not a curated record. The transcript is spliced from 2 exons. NCBI's taxonomy places the organism in Eukaryota, Viridiplantae, Streptophyta, Magnoliopsida, Asterales, Asteraceae.
UUUUUGUUCUAAUCUAUAUAUCUAUCUUUCAAUCCAUGUAUAGUCCAAACCAAUAACAACACUUCAUUCGAAGACAUGGACUAUAAGCAUUUCAGUCACCCUCACAACUUAACCAUCCACCGUGUAUAUGAACUAGGCAAACAAGUCAACUGCUCAGGUUGCAACUCCUCGUGUGAUAACACCACGACCGCGGUCCACGCCUGCCACCAAUGCAACUUCUUUCUCCAUGACCAUUGUGCCAAUGCGGGUCGUUAUGUAAAACACCCGUGUCAUAAAGCCCACCCUCUUAUCCUUCUUCCUUACCCUACUUAUGCCGGUAGCACCUUCAUUUGCAACGCUUGUGGUCGCCCUGGAAAUUCGUUCUCCUAUUGUUGUGCCCUUUGCGAGUUUGACCUUCAUGUUGGUUGCGCCUUCUUACCUUUGUCGGUAACGCACCAAGCUCACCAACACGAACUUGCUCUUUUCUACGGAGUUCAAGUGGCUCCACGGAGGGGAAGUAACACGGAUCAUGAAUAUUGUAACAUAUGCAAAAAUGUCAUAGAAGGAAGGCAUUGGGCGUAUAGUUGUCAAAAUUGUAAUUUUAAUGUGCACACUGCUUGUGCUACCACAGAAGUGGUACAAGGGAUGUACCAAGAUGAUCCAGCGGGUUGUGGACCCGUAGAGGGACAUGGAUCGUCAGGACAUGGUGGUGGAGGAGGUGGGGAUGUCGUAGAGGUGGAAUUAACGGAGGCGGACCUUGCUAUGUUGUUUGAACUUAAGCUUCAGAUGAUAGCACAAAGUAAUGUGGCCUCAAUUAAUGGUUAGGUCUGAAUUGGUUCAUGGUUUUACUUUUCUUUUUUCUAGAUUUAUUUCAUGGAUUUCAUCAUUAUUGAUUUCGAAAUGCUUGUAAAACCCAUGAGUGCUGAUUCCAAUGCAAUAAGAUCGACCAAACGAAUGAGAUAAUGGAUGACCAUGAAAAUGGUAUAAGUGUAUAACUUGAGACUAUUUCAAAAACUUCAAGUGGUUUAUAUGAGAAAGGAUAAACUUGAAUUUUAAUUUUAUUGUCUGAAAUCUGAAAUGUUAAAGGAUUAGAUUUUAGGUCCGUGUCAAAUACACGAGUUUACAA